AUGCUUGCGUCGCUCCUACUUCCAGUCGACUGGCAUUAUAUCUGCCUUCUUCAGCGCGCCAUUUCCGGUUACUGUCCACCCUUACAGACCCGCCUGAAGAAGAACAAGGUCGAUGUGCAGAUGCUCCAUCCAGACCUGCACAGCAAGGUGUUCCCCACCUCCUCUUCUCUUGCGACGACAACGGUCAACACAUCGAUGGAACCCACGGCGGACAUGGUCAAAUACGCUAUCGGACAUCUGGAAAAGCAAAGCCUCUGGGGCAAGGAAGCCAUCCCAGUCCCCAACACCACCUUCGACGUCCCCCCGCUUCGAGGCCCUACCAUCGAGGAUCACUUUUAUAACAUUGGAAAGCUUGACUCGGAACGGUAUCAGGAAUUGGCGGUCACCUUUGCGCGAUCGCCUGUCCAUUCUCCGCCCAAGACGUGGAUUUUCCAGGAGGGGUGGACCCGUUAUGGGAUGGAUGGAUCGGUGACGAGGGUAGAGUAUCCGAAGGACAAGAUGUUGACGUUUGAUGUUGAGACGGUCCCGAGUUUGAGCAAGUACCCUGUCAUGGCUUGUGCGAUCUCUCCCGAGGCUUGGUACGGAUGGGUUUCGCCUUGGCUUGUCAACCCUCUCACCAAGGACGGUCGGCAGAAUGACUGUCAUCUGUUGUCGUUUGGGCCCAGUCGGAACGGGAAAGGCGACGAGCGGAUAUUAGUCGGUCAUAAUGUUGGGUAUGAUCGUGCACGGGUAUUGGAGGAGUAUUGUCUGGAGCAGAACGGGAUGCGGUACCUCGACACCAUGAGUCUUCACAUUGCUUCGUCAGGACUUUGUACACAACAACGACCCAGCUGGCUCAAAUACUCCAAAGCGAUCGAGAACUCAGACUCGGCAUACGUUGACGCCUUCAAGGCCACCACCGGCAAGUACUUUGACGUCAGCGCCGUUAACAGUCUGCUUCAGGUGGCCAAGUUCCACUGCGGGAUCGAUAUGGACAAGGCACCACGGAAUCUUUUGGUCGAGGCGACUUAUAUCGGACUGAUUCAGGAUAAUUUUCAGAAUCUGAUGACCUACUGUGGACAGGAUGUCGUCGCCACGCAUGCGGUCUAUCAAAAGACGUUACCAAAGUACCUCGAGACUUGUCCGCAUCCAGUCUCGUUUUCGGGGAUGCUCCAUAUGGGGUCGUCGUUUCUCACAGUCAACGAGGGAUGGACGGCUUACGUUACUCGCUGCAACAAGAUGUACAAGGAGAUGGCCGAGAAUGUCGAGUCGAAGCUGAUGCUGUUGGCCCAGAACGCGCUCGACAACUUUGCAAAGGAUCCAGAGUUUUACCAGAAUGACCCAUGGAUCAGCCAGCUGGACUGGAGCAUGCCGAAAAAAAGAGAGAGGGCGGGCCAACUCAGGGUCGAUGGCACAGGAUGGGUGAAGGGCAGGGAACCUAGAGAGAUCUGCCAAACCAAAAUCCUGCCGGACAAGCCUCAGUGGUACCGAGGACUGUGGAGCCUUGAGGAGAAACGCAUCAAGCUCACAACACGCCAACGAGUUGCACCCCUUUUGCUCAAGUUGCAGUGGCAAGGAUACCCCCUGGUUCACUCUAAACUUCAUGGCUGGACGUUCCGUGUGCCCAGGGAAGAUACGUAUACGUCAAAGCUGGCCGAGCUAACUUUCCCGGCAGAAAGUGAGGCUGGUUUCCAGGACGGUAUCAACAUCACGGAUUUCCGCUACUAUCGACUACCACACAAGUCUGGAGAGGGUACCAAUGUCGGCAACCCCCUGGCCAAAGGCUACAUCUCUUACUUUGAGGAUAAUGUCCUGAGCUCCUUUGCUGGUAAAGGAGAAGGGUCGACUGAGGACGGGAGCGGUCAAUUGGCACGACAGGCGCUGGAUAUGAAUGCUCAGUGUGCCUACUGGGUCAGUGCUAGGGAACGUAUUGAGGACCAGUUUGUUGUCUGGGACAAGGGCGCCGAUGGACUGGGCGAGAAGAUGAAACUCCCGGAGCGUGAGGGCGAGGGCAAGACCAACGGCAUCAUUCUCCCGCAGAUCAUCACCAUGGGCACAGUGACUCGACGUGCGGUGGAGAAGACAUGGAUGACAGCCAGUAACGCGAAGAAGAACAGGAUCGGAUCCGAGCUGAAGUCGAAUGUCGAAGCGCCAGCGGGGUACAAGAUUAUCGGAGCAGAUGUCGAUUCGGAGGAGCUGUGGAUCUCGAGUCUGAUGGGCGAUGCGCAGUUCAGGAUGCAUGGCGCGACGGCUUUAGGGUGGAUGACCCUCCAGGGUACCAAGGCAGCCGGAACAGACCUUCACUCCAAGACGGCGAAUAUUCUGGGCAUCUCGCGCGAUCAGGCCAAGAUCUUCAACUAUGGACGUAUCUACGGUGCAGGCGUCAAGUUUGCAGCGAGACUGAUGCAGCAGUUCAACACGGCGAUUGAUGCGACCGAGGCCAAAGAGAGAGCGACCAAACUGUACACGGCUACUAAGGGUUCGAGGCAGCUCAGGGCUCCGGAGUACGAGCUGGUGCACGAUCGACCCUUCUGGCAUGGAGGUUCCGAGAGUUAUAUGUUCAACAGUCUGGAGCGCACUGCAACCGCCGACGAUCCCAGGACACCCGCGUUGGGCUGUGGAAUCACGGAUGCCUUGAAGCCUAAGCAUACAGAGAGCCAGUUCAUGACAUCGCGAGUGAACUGGGUGGUCCAGUCGUCAGGAGUGGACUACCUGCAUAUGCUUCUGGUGUCGAUGAACUAUCUGAUCAAGAAGUACGAUAUCAAGGCGCGGUUCAUGCUUUGUGUUCACGACGAGGUUCGGUAUAUGGUCAAGGAAGAUGACUCUGCGCGCGCUACCCUUGCCCUCCAAGUCAGCAACCUCUGGACCCGCGCCAUGUUCUCCUACAAACUGGGCAUUCACGACCUUCCCCAGUCGGUGGCGUUUUUCUCGGCAGUAGAUGUGGACCAUGUCUUCCGCAAGGAGGUCAACAUGGACUGUCUGACGCCAACUCAACCAUACCCAAUCCCCCACGGAAAAAGUCUCACCAUCGAAGAUGUAAUCGACCUGACCGAUGGUGGGAAGCUCGGACCAGUGGCGCCCGGGUUUGAAGACGCUGCCGAGAACUCGAUUCCAUUCGCACUCUUGUCCAAGGACCAUCAACAACAGAUCUUGAUGCAACAGGCUCAGCAGAGCUCGCCUGUUAUUCAGGAGAUCACGGAGGAGCAUGGGGGGAUGAAUGGGUUAGUCAAGACUGCAGCGCAGAAUGCAGAGGAGCGGAAUUCGAUCUUUUUGCAGGCCCAGUCGUUGGCGACGAUGAGGGAGAUCAAGCUGGCGAUCAAGAAGCGGCAGGCUGAGGCCGAGGCUGCGUAUCGGGCUCAGGUCGAGGCGGAGAGGAAGAGGCUUGAGGACGCUGAGAGAGCUAGUCGGGGUGAUCAGGGUGAUGAUGGUAGUGGACAGGGUGAUGAGGUCGUCAAGGCUGUGGCUACGAAGCGCAAGUCGACCACGACGGCACCAAAGCCGAGGAAGUCGCGUAUUGUCCGUGAGGCAGCGCCAUUCGCAUUCAAGCCCAAAGUGACAAAGGGCUCUUGGGGGCGGGUUAUGACCGAUGAGGAGCUUCGAGCGGAACUCGCCGAGACUCAGGAGAGGGAGCAGGAUCAGCAGCUGCAACAUAGUUCAGGACCCAGGGUUGAGAAGGAGAUCCCACAGGAAAAUGUCGUCAAGGCGACGAGUAAGGUUGAGGAGGUCAUCCCCUUUAUCGACGACGGCACACCCGAGGAUACAGGAUUCGCUAUCGCUUUCGAGGACGUUGUCUCGGAUGAGACUCUCGCCACUGCAAGCUUGGAUGACGACUGGACUCGGCAGUCCCAGGAGUGGCUUCAAGAUUUUAAGGACUAUAAAUCCGACUCGCUGUCGGUGGACUUUGGUCGUGCCUCAACCGAUUCUGGGCUUCCGUUUGAGUCGGGAUAUUUGCCUUAUAUCCCUCCAUCGGCUGCUGAUUUUGCGCGCGAGACGUCGAUUCUGCAUGAUGCGCCAAAUGCCUUUAUUUUUGCGGACAGCUUGUCGUCUUAUGGUACUUCCCGACGUGCCAAUGCUAGUCCUGCCGGUCCCGGAUCAAGAUCAGGGUCUGUAAGGACCGCCAGUUCUUCAACAAAAGCAGUGGCAGCACCAGCAGCACUAGCAGGGGCGGGAAGGAUCUCAAAACCCACCGCCACUACCACGGCACACGCGUCGUCCUCUUUUUCCUACCCCAACUCAAGGCCGAACACAAGCUACAAAUCGCAGGCUAUACCAGCUCCCAUCUUCGCAUUAGAAUCAACAUCGACAACGACCACCGACCAUACCCGAAGCAACACCCCAACCUACAAAUCCGCUUCUCGUGUAGGAGUCCGGCCAUAUGAACAGUUCCAGGAGAUCCACCGGCAGCAAAAAACGCGCGCCGCGAAUAUCGAUACCGCGGCCAUGAGAGGUAGUACUGGUAGUGGUCACAGAAGGUUCGAGUCGUCCACGCCUAGGACUGAAACUGGACACUCCUUCAAAGAAGUCAUCCAGCGCGCAUCUGAUGCCGACUCUGCUGCUGCUACCACCAGAGGAGCGGAGGAAGAUCGUGGUAGGGGUGGUGAUGGUUCUAGAAUGAAGAACGCUUCUAGUUCGUACUCGUCGCGACCACCUUCGCGAUCCUCAUCGUGGUCGUCUUCUUCAAGGACGACGUCUUCUGCGCAGACGACGACGCCAGGACAGCCGUCGCAGAACCGUGGAUUCCCUGGGUCGCGGUAG
Molecule: messenger RNA, 4734 nt
Organism: Linnemannia hyalina
Lineage: Eukaryota; Fungi; Mortierellomycota; Mortierellomycetes; Mortierellales; Mortierellaceae
Source: the annotation of a GenBank genome assembly